AAUUGGUCACAGCGUCGAGACAAAAUAAACGGGUGCUGACUAUGAUUACCCAAUAUUCAAACCCCUCCUUCAACGGCCUCAGCUUGAGAAGCAAUCUCGAGAUCGACAGCAACAGUUGACGAUAGUCCAGCUUAGACAUAGGAACCGUUGACUUCUCACAAUGAAAGAUUCCAAGAAAGCAGUGGUACUUGGCAUUAGUGGGUGUUCAUCUAGUGGUAAGACAACACUUAGUCGACUUCUCCGUGAUAUCUUUCCACAUACUUUCGUUCUUCACGAAGAUGACUUCUAUAGACCCGAAGAAGAACUCCCUAAGAAGCAUGAUCUAGUAGAUUGGGACUGCGCGGAAGCUUUGGAUAUACCAGAAAUGGUCAAGUCUCUUGAGCAUAUACGCAAAGAAGGCACAUUUCCUCCUAAUCUCGAUUCCAAAGAAGACAAAAAUUCUAUAGGAGAAUGUCCCGUGUCGGAUGAAGAUAUCGAGGCAUUGAAAUCUGAAGUUAAGACAUGGACUCAGCCUGGGCAGCCAGGACAUGGAAUCUUAUCAGACACAGAUUCUCCCAUUCGUCUUUGCAUCUUUGAUGGAUUUCUUCUCUAUUCCAAGUCCUUGGCCGCACUUCAAUCCCAGAUCGACCUAAAACUUUUCCUACGUGUUAGUUAUGAAAAAGCAAAAGGUCGAAGGGAGGCUCGUAGUGGCUAUGUGACUCUCGAGGGAUUCUGGGAAGAUCCACCUGGAUACGUCGAUAAGAUUGUAUGGCCAAAUUAUGUUGAGGAUCACAAAUGGAUGUUCGAAGGUGAUGAUGUCGAGGGUAAAUUAAAAGAAGCUGUUGUUAGGGAGCUAGGUCUGAAAUGCCAGGAUGGAGGUUUGGACAUUGAUAUGACCACGACUCUCAAGUGGGCCGUGGCUACAGUUAUGGAAUUUUUGCCUUCAUUUGCAAAAAAAGACUGAACAGCCGGGAAGUGGUCAAUUGAGGUAGUUGUAGGUUUAAUGGCGAUGUGAUCAGCAUUCGCACGUUUGGAUACCCUCCAUGGACCUAAGUCAGAACUUUCAACUCGAACUAGUGGGGCUGUUGUUUCGUUGGUGUCCCCGAACAAUGGAAUAGCUGAAGACAGAAAAGCUUAAUGUUGUAGUCUACCAUUGACAAAGAUAGAUACGACAAAGGAAAUAGGGAACAAUUCAAAACAUAUGAAGAUUUCUUUAAUACAUAACAAAGGGUAUGCUAGCACUGAGAAUCAGUGCAU
Messenger RNA from Botrytis deweyae, 1236 nucleotides. RefSeq lists its product as uncharacterized. Lineage: Eukaryota; Fungi; Ascomycota; Leotiomycetes; Helotiales; Sclerotiniaceae. The transcript is spliced from 3 exons. Bases 161 to 943 code for a protein of 260 amino acids. Gene Ontology annotation, cellular component: cytoplasm. The record is from RefSeq and is a predicted model, not a curated record.